Parasteatoda tepidariorum (common house spider) is the source of this 4538-nucleotide messenger RNA. RefSeq lists its product as uncharacterized. The record is from RefSeq and is a predicted model, not a curated record. Lineage: Eukaryota; Metazoa; Arthropoda; Arachnida; Araneae; Theridiidae.
UAAAAUUUUAUUUUAAAAAUCUGGCAUCGGUAUAAGUCUCUUUAACUCUUUGUUUGUGAUUAUGUUAUUAUUAUUGUGUACCCAGUAUGUAAUUGAAAUUUAUGAUCACAAUAAAAUUUAAAAGCUGGUAAUUGACGGCCUUGUUGAAACCGGUAAUUAAUAUAGUUUAAUGGAGACGAAACACAUUAGUUCUGAUUCUCAGGAAAAAUAUUUAUCUAGCAAUUUAUCACCAAAAUCUUCUACAAAUGGUGAUCUGCAUACUGAUGCUUUUUUAAUCGAAUUUUUCCCUGAACUCAAAGUUCCUGAAGUGCAUACUUUGCCAAAGGACUUAAAGGAAAUGCAGCAAGAAGACACUAUAAUGAAUGGACAUCGAUCGUUGAUUGAUGACAUGUCCAUUCAAAAUGAGAAACUGAAGUUAAUGAACAAAGAGUUAAAGGAGAAGAGCAUCCUCCAAGAAAGUCAAAUUGCAAAAUAUGAGGUUGACUUGUCUGAAAAAAUGCAAGAUAUUUUAAAAAUGACCCAAGAAUUUGAAACAUGGAAAGAAAAAUAUCAAAAGUUAAACAAGGUUAAGGAGGAUCAAGAUGGAGAGCUAACUCAAUUAAGGGCUAGUUUAAAUCAGCUGUUGGAAGCAAGAGAAAAACAUGAUGAAGCUAAUCAGGCAAUACAAGAAUUACGGAAAGAUAUAUUAUCAAAAGAAAAAGCUCACCGAAAAUUGAAAAUUGAGUUUGAAUCAGCAAGUCAGAAAAUUUUAGAAAAGAAUGGUCAUGCGAGGAAAAUAAAGUCUGCUAAUAAAAAACUUUGGCAUUUGAUCUUGGAAUUGGGAGAAACUCUCUCAAAGAAUGGUCUAUUGACUGUAAAAAAGAAAGAACAGUUUUUAAAAGAAAUAGAUGAUCAGAUAUCCACUUCUGAAUUAGGCUCUGAAGGUGAAAAUAUAAAAGUGUCCUUGUGUGGAUUGAAAACUGAAACAGUGGAGUCCUCAAAUGGUUCUCAUAGUGUCAAAAGAAAUCCCAAUUCUUCAGACCAGGUUAGUUCUCCUGGAAGUAGUACUGAGAGACAACAAAGUCACUACUCAACAGUUGUCCAUACUUCUGCAGAAAACUGUGUUACUUCCAACAUGAAAUCGUAUCCAGAAAACUGUGUUACUUCUAAUAUGAGAUCGUAUGGCUCGAAUUAUUUCAUGAAAACACACAAAGACGUUAUCGAAGACCUCGUCUCCGAAGAUUAUAAUGAACUUAACAGCUUCAGGCAACAACUUUCUGUGCGUAAUGAUCCUAUUUCUCCUCUCCCACCCACACCACCCCCUAAAAAUGCAAAACUUCUUAAAUCUGAACCAACAAAGUCAUCAGUAUUUGCAGGGAAAAAACUAAAUUUCUUUCAUCAGCAGUCAGAAAGCUUUGAAGUUCAGAAUGUUGAACCGGUGGAAAAGCCACCUUUGAUGAGUCGUGCAUGUGCCACGCCUUCUUUGCCGAACCCGAGUCUAUUCUCAACAUCAUCACCGAGCCCCAGUCCUUACAUGAUAUCAUCUAAGCUUAAUCAUGACGGUUCUCUGAAAUUGGACUUUAGUGCUAAUUAUGACACACAUUUGUCAUUUGAUAUGAACACUCGAAAAGUGUCUUGUACUGUUAUGCCUAGUGCACAGAUUCAAACAGAUUGCUCAAGGAAUAAUUCACUGUCUCCUGCAUCGUCUCAUCCUAUUUCAUCCACAACACCCCAAAUGGCAGAGAGUUUAUCCAGCCAACUCACCCCCGAAUCGAAUAGUUUAGAAACUGUAACUGCCACAAAUUGUGCUGUAGGAAUAAAGAAAAUCGGAACAGACUUUGUGAACAGUGAAAGCCUGAGAAUUCCGAAGAAAAUAAAACUUGAUAAGAAAGUACAGAAGCCUGUUAACAGUUCUUCUCAGAAUGAAAAAGGAAAUCUUAAUUUACAGCAAAAUAGCUUCUCUCAAGAUGAGAGGGUGCCUUUCAGUAAAAACAAUUUGUGCCACGAGAAGAAAACGCUCAAUGAUAUUGGCCGCAGUGGAAAAAUUUAUUCAGCAUUUGUUUCACCCACCGAGAAACGUGUCACUAUUCCGUCUGUCAGAGUUUCGCCUCGUCAGUUAAAAGUUAUUUCUUCUAAUAUGGCAUGCGAUGAGGGGUCUAUGGAAAUGGAUGGUCUCGAGCAACCAUCAACUGCUGUUUGUGAUAAAAUUUCUUCAAAUGACGAUAAAGCCCCCAAUAGACGCAAGAAACGGCCAAGGAAAAUCAAGAAUGCAGAGGAUUUGUUUCAUCUUUCUACUGCAAAAGAUAAUAAUAAAAAUAGAAAAGUUAUGAAAAAAAGGAAAAUUUCUGAUUUUGAAAGGGAAAAAAACAAUGUAGUGGUUGAGGAGAAGAAUAAGUGCCCUGAUAGUAAUAAUGAGGAUGAAUCAAAAAAGGUGGAGCGCAGUGAAAUGCAAACUUGCAACUCCGCUCCAGAAAAUAAUUCACCAAGCUCACUCCAAGACAGCUUUUCAUCAAAUAUUCAAACUGAGUUGAACGUAGCAACGCAUGAAGGUGAGACUUCUCACCUUUUUAAAGUGCCAUGUGUCGUGAAUAAAAAUUCCGAGGAAACAAGGAUUUCGGUUUCGAGUGAGGUAGAAAAAUCAUCAAACGAUGAUCCAUUGUGUGAUGUUGCUAACUUGCUUAAUACACAAACUGAUAAUAAACUCAAUAAUGACAUAGAUUUCUCUGACAUACAGGUCAGUCCUUUUAAUCCUAGUACAUUUGUUUCAAGAGGUUUAUUCGAAAACAACUUGUCUCGUCUAGAGGACACUCAAAACUACGUUGGCGAAGCUAAGAAUGAUUCAGUUUCACGACAAGCCGAUGCUUUACAAGCUAGUAAUGAGCUUGCAUCAUCUUGCCUUGAAAGUCCAUCAAAAGAGACCUUUAAUAAUGACUAUAAUAAUGUUAUAAUUGAUAAUGAUAGAGUUGCCGUGAGUCAAUCGAGUGCCCAAACCUCUGGUGCGGUUCUAACUAUUGUGACCAACGGUCACACAGUGCCGAAUUGUCUAAACGGCAACGAUGGUCUCGAAAGCGAUCACAGUUUGGUGAUAGCUGAAGAUGUAGAACAAAAUGUUUCUGUUUCUGACAGUACUGAGAACUCUCCAAUUAAAACAGAAGCAAAAAGAAAGAAAAAACCUAAAAAGAAGAAACCUCUUCAGAAGAAACAGGUAAAGAAAUGUCCCAGGAAAAUGAAGCAAACUUCUGAAAUAGUUGAUAUUGCUACGACCAUUGUUGCUGCUUUUAGGUCUCUCAACGAAAUGAAAUUUACUGGCAUGCACUUUAAACAAAAUCAACAUACUUUAGUGAAUGCUAUUAUCAAUCCUAAUAAUGCCACGGGAUCGAAAGACGCAGUAUAUCAAGUUUUGAGUUAUGUUGUUGGGUCCAGGGCUAAUCCUCUGCUCCACUAUUUCAUGUCAGAAGAUGAAAGCAUUUUGAUCCCUCUGCCGGAAAAAUGUCUAGUUCAGGCAUUGUUUCAGGUAAGCAAGAAAAAGAAAUCACAUCUGCGUGGCCUCUUACUAUCCGUCGUAAACACUGCAUAUGAACUAAUAGUCACUAAAGAAUCAUUGCAAAUUUAUGGACUAAGCUCAUUAUGUAGGGUUCUGACAGAAAUAUGCAGGUGCCUGGAUGACAAGAAUCGUCCGUUAAUGUUGUGCAGUGAAUUGUUGAAACUCCAACACAAAUUCGCACCCUAUCUCAUUGCUUCAGUGGCAGGUGUAUGGAAAGAACUAUUCUCAGUGGGCAAUGUUUCAGAUGAGGAAAUAAUAUUUCACUCGGCUAUUGUUUAUGGAACGCGGACGAAACCUGCAUCAUUGAAUGAUACCCAAUGGAAGCACUGCAGUAAUAUCUUGUCUCGGUUCUUGUCAGCACAGUUUCCUUACCAAAUCAAUGAGAUGGUUACCUUCUUGAUUCAGACUUUAGAGACUAAGUGUGUCACAGGGUCCUUCGAGAAUGAGUACCUUCUGACCACACCUUUAGUAGUGUUCACUGCUGUUGAAGGAUGGAAUUGGGCAAAAGAGGUACUAAUUGAUGAGCACAUCAUACCACUUCUGGUGAAAUUCUCUGAACAAGAAUUGAACGAAAAAGCUUUCAAUGUUUUCUGCCUGCUCUAUGCUGAUAUUUGUUAUUAUUGUCCAAAUGAAGAAGAUCCUCAUGAAGUUUUUGAAGAAUUUUUUAAUAAUGAAUCAGAUGAAGCAAAUGAAUUUGUGAAGAACUCUGCCGCCAUGGCUCAAAUCAAACUCCUUUUGCACAAGAAACAGCUUCUGCCAGAAUAUUUGACGGAUUGGAUCAGCCAAAUACAGCACAAAACUGAUCAUGUGGAAUACGCAGAAAGACUGUUUCAGAGGAGAUUAAUGAACGAUAAUCCUGAAUUUCUGGAUUCCGAAGUUCUGUAAAGAAAUUUCUGUGUACAUACAACACCAUUUAUUUGCACAUAAUAUAUAUAUAUUUCUGUUUUGUUUUCUCAUUAACCUGUAUAAUUCAUUGUUGUUUUUGUUUCUAAAUAAAUAUUUGUUUCAUCCAUUA